GACUCUAGCUAGGAGUGUCUACUUUAUCUAGAUCUAGAAUCUAGUAGUCUAGGUCUAGUUUAGGCUUAGUUAGGCCCGAGCAAAUGUAAAUUUAAAGGUAGUUUUUCAUCCAUGAAAAAACAUGCCCAGAGAAAUCAAAACUCCGCUGCGAUAUGUAACGGAUAUAACUUCACCACCUGUAGUACGAACAGGUAAAAGAGGUCGGCCGCGGACUGUAAAUGUUGAACCUAAAGCAACCCCACCACCAAAGAAACCCACUGCAGAUCCUCCUGUUGUGAUUGUUGAUGAUGAUGAUGAUGUUGAAAUUCUUGAAACACAAAAACCCGGUAAACGGAAAAAAAGUGACGACGAUCCUGACUGGGGAUCUGGAAAAAGGGCUGGACCAGGCAGACCCAAAAGCAAACCAAAACCAGUCACUCCUACUGCUCCAGGCAAACAGGAAACACCAAAAACACCAGUUAUUUCAUCUUUGAAAAAAAAUCCCUCUACACCAGUUGUUUCAUCUACCAAAAAAACUCCUGUUGCAUCUACACCAGUCAUUUCAACUACAAAAAGAACUCCUGUUGCAUCUACACCAGUCAUUUCAACUACAAAAAGAACUCCUGUUGCAUCUACACCAGUCAUUUCAACUACAAAAAGAACUCCUGUUGCAUCCACUCCAGUUGUAGCAUCUACAAAAAAAACUCCCUCUGUAUCUGAGGCUACUAUUGUUGAAUUGUUUAUGGAAUGUCGAGAUGAGCCUCUUAGUGCCAUUCAGGUUAAGACAGCCAAGAGAGAACAAGCUCUUUAUGAACAGUCCCUAAAUCUUGUUAAGGCAGCCAGAGAAGGUCGUCUUGUUUUCCUGCCAGAUGGGGCCACCAAAAUACUUGACAAGCCUUUCUCGAUGGUUCACACCCCCCAAACUCCAGCACCAAUCGCUGUACCCUCACACGCUCAUUUACCUCCUCAAAUACAUAGUCAAAUCAGCAGUGCCAACCGUCCUGUAUCGCCUGAUGUUAUAAUUCUAGAUGAACAACCACCACCCCGAAUUCAGGACUCACCUCAUACUGGAAAGACUGCUCCACUUGCAGAUUGGCAGAACUCAACACUGCAACAAAAGCUGUCUCAGCCUGUGAAUACAUUACGCAAAAGUACUCAGAUUGUACCAAAGACAAUGACCUCAGUCCAUGCUAAAGCUCAGUCAGAUGCCUUAGCUUAUUUGAGGCAACAGAUGCAGCAACAGGCUUUAGCUAGAGCUGAAUCAGAGCCACUAAAAAAGAAGGCAAGAAAGCAAGCACAGCUAGAAGAUGAAAGUGGAAAUUGGGUGCCACUGGAUGAAUAUUAUUAUGGAAAGAUGGAAGGUGAUCCAACUUAUCAUGAGCAGAAAGGAGAACUUAGAUUUAAAUGUUGGUAUUGUAAUAAAAUGCUGUACAACAAUGUGGCUGCCAUGAUGCAUAUACAAGGGCACAUUGACUCUGAGAGACAGGUCAACCUUGACCUCAGUGACCUUACACAGUGUAAACACUGCUACAAACAGUUUGACACACCUUUUGAAAUGCAGACCCACAUAGAGAAGGUUCAUAUGAAUAACACCAAUGUCCUGCUUUGCCGUAUUUGUGAGAAAGACCAUGACAACCGCCAUGGUUUGACUGACCACAUGAGGCGGCACCACAACGCCUGUGAGAUGCCCUACAUCUGUCAGCUGUGCAAGUUCAGAUCCUCAAUGUACAGUGAUGUGGUUGAUCACUUUAAAAAGAAACAUAACAGCUCUGAGUCUCUGUUGUGCUUGUACUGUCUGCGGGUGUUCCGUGUACGAUUUGUUAGUCAAGGCUGGGGUCAGACAACCAUUUAUUAUAAUCAUCUCAUGAAACAUCAGAUAAAAAAUAGCAUCAAGAAGUGUCAACUUUGCAAGCUUAUUUUUGUGAAUUCUGGUGAUCUCAAAGUACAUCGCAAGACUGAUCAUAUGCCCAACCAGAAAGGUGUAAUUGGAAUUAACGCAAAAUACACGACGCCUCACCAAGUGAUGAUUAAAGUAACAGAAAAGUCGGUCAACGACAGAUUGACAUGUGGCAUCAAGUCACUGAAUGUUCCAGCCGUGAAGAAGAUCCUGGACCAUAAGCUCAGCUUCCCUCAAAAUGUCUACAAGGUGAAAUGUAUAGAAUGCAAGAUGCUUAUGGGAAUACCAGACCACUACAAGAAAUUUAUCCAGUGCUCAAUGUGUAGAUUUGCUACAAGCUGCUCAUUUGCAUAUGCAAAUCAUAUGAUGGGAUUUCACUCAGGACAGUUAACAGCAGCAGCCUCUCACACGCCAACUGAAGGAAAGCUAGACGAACCUCUAUAUUGUUUGUGUGGCUUUGUCAGUAGUUAUGGCAAUAGAAUAGCAAAUCAUCUAGUCGCAUGUUCCAAAAGCUCUUGUAGUAAAGAUCAACCCCCACCUUCAGCAGCUGAGGAAUUUGGGCAAGAGUUACAGGACCCUAGAAAAAAACCAGAUGCAUCAUUGCUUGAUGUCUUGGGUCUAAUAAAAAAGGAUUCUCUCCCUUCAAGAUUCCAACUUCUUUUAAACUUAGGGCAGCGCUAUGAUUCACCACCACCCGAGCCAGUUGACAUGCCUGACGUGGCAGGGUUAGAAUAUCUACCAAAAAGACCAUCAUUACUGAAAGAUGCCAAAAAGAAAACGUUCAAAAAUAUUUUAAAGGAAGGAAAUAAUUUUGAAGAACAAGACAAAGCUGAAUCUUCCUUUGAAGAUAAAAAAGAUGUAUCAGUAGACAGCAGUAUAGGGCAGGACUCUACUAGAGACGAUAACUUUAAUGAAGACUCUUUCCAGGGAGAUAACUCUAAUACCAGUAUUUUAAGAAGCAGUUCACCGAAGGAUGAAAAGACUAAAGAUGAAAAAGAUAGUGACUUGGUUAAACCUGAUUGUACUAUAGACAGUGAUAAUGUGCCGAGUAGGUUUAAAGACACUAGAGAUGAAUCUGAGCCAGAUAAAUUAAAUUCAGAAUCUUCACUUGAUCAAGUUAUACCACAAGAUAGAAUUGAAGAUAUAGAUGACCAGUCUAGUAGUAGUUUUGUAGAUAAUGUUAAAACUUCUGAUGAUGUAGAAGAAAAGCCAUUUACCUUGUCUAUACCACCGUUGUCUGAGGUGGAUGAAACCACUUCGACAAAGCCAGUAGAAAAUGAACUUAAUGUUUUGAAACCAAGGGAAACUACUCAAAUCUUGGAAGUAACUCAGAAACAUGAUUUAGUUGAAAAUAAAGCAGAGGGCAUUGAGAAAAACAGGGGUGACUGUGAUCUAGUCAGCUCACAAGAGGUGGUGCAGGUACAAGGUAUUGCAUUGGAUGGGAGUGGAGAUUCUAAUUGGUGUGUUCAGCCAGGGAAGCAGGUAGACUCAGAACCUAUGGACACGGCUGAUGCUGUAUUGGAGGCAAACACUGAGGAUACACCCAUCAGUAAAAACCAACCUGGACCAAGUGAAGUAGACAGCAGACAGUUUGACACAAGGGAAGAUUUAGAGGACAGUGUCCAAGAUGAUCUGCCCCCUGUCCUGGAGGAAAACUCUACAUACAAUGUUGACACGGAGGACUUUGACUCGGAGGUGCCCGUACUUUCUCUGGAAGAAAACGUCAGCAUUGGAAAUUUAGACACACAGAGUUUUAAAGAAGCUGAGGACCUAGAUUUGGAAGAAAAUGAAAACCCAGCAAACCUUAAUGCAGAGAGUGUCAAUGAUACUGAUGAACCUGUAGUAGAAGAAAACAUAAAUAACACAAACUUUGCUAGUGUGAAUGAAAACAAUGAACAGACUUUGGAAAGCAUGAAUCAAAGCUUAGCUGAUACUUCUGAUAACUCCUCUGAUAAGGAAGACGAACCUGAAAAGGACAAUAAUGGAGAAAAAGUGUGGGGAAAAGCUACCGGUGGCUUUGCAAACAUUCCAAUAUCUCCUAAGGAAACAGAUUUAGUCAAGGAUGAGUUUGAUGAUGUCGCUGCGGGUAAACAAGAAAAUGUUGUCCUAGGCCUCAGGAGUAGCAGCUGUGCUGCUCUCCCAUUGGUCGGCGAGUACGACACUGACGACACACAGGUUGAGCUGGAGAAGGAGAAGCUGAGCCCGGAGGACAACACUAAGGACAGCAGCUCAGAGUCUAAAACCUCUGUGGACUUUUACGAGAGUGAGUCUUCUAGUUUUAAAACCUUGUUUGAAGCUGAUCAAACGCAGGACAAGGACUUGGAGCUGGAGAAGGACAUUCUACCGCUGGCAGCUACCAGUGAAGAGCUGGAAUCUGUUCCCAGCGCCGGGGACGACUACCUCUCCUCCGACUCCAACCAAAAGCAAGACGUCGACCAGUCCGGCUUCUCAAACAUCUUUGAGUCUUCACAGUCUCAGCAGAUCACUGCCCCUGUGUCCCCAUCAGCCUUCAACAACACCAACAACAUUGACAUGACCGUACCCAUGACUGAUUCCAUUGGGGAGGGCAGCAGUGAUGCUAGAGAUUGGACUAUCAACUACACAUCUACCCAGGACACUCUGCCUGCCUCCAGCAUCACUGAAUCUGUUGAGGGUGAAAAUCUUUUCUCCAGGCAGAGCUUUCUCUCUCAAGGUAUUCCGGAAAUGCCUGUAGUGGAUUAUCAAACCGAGGAAGCCGUUGUUGAAGAAACUCCACCUACUCAUGAUAUGGAACUCAGCAGUCAGACAUCUGAGUUACCUGUUACACCCGAGCUCACUGCUAGUCAGACAGAGCUUCAAGGUGUGCCGGCCACGUCGUCCAGUUCUAGAGAAUCUAAUGUCCAGGAUAAAGACAGAUCUGCUUCUUCAGGUGAUCGGGACCGGAGGUCAAGGUCACGUGACCGCCACAGAGACCAGAGGUCCCGCUCUAGAGACAGGCACAGGGAGCGUGACAGACACAGGGACGAUAGAGAUCGUCAGCGUGAUAGAUAUGACAGGGAACGAGACAGAGAUCGCUAUAGGGACAGAAGUCGUGAAAGAGAUAGAAGCCGUGAGAGAGACCGAUACAGAGAUAGGAGUCGAGACAGAGAUCGAGGGCGUGAUCGAAGCAGAGACAGGGAUCGUAGUAGAGACAGAGUGAGAAGCAGGGAUAGAGACCAAGGCAGGAGCAGAGAUAGAGACAGAAGAAGUAGAGACAGAAGCCGAGAUAGAGAUUACAAAAGAUACAGAGAUGAUAGGAGAUACAGAUAAAACCAAGAUUGAAAAAAAAUAUAAUGAAGAUAUGAUCAAAAUAUUUUUAGAACAUGUUAGGAUAUACAGAUAAAAAAUGGCAUGGAGAUAAAAAAAAAAUUACUGUUUUGUAUAUAGAUUUACUGUGUAUUGCAUGUACAUUUUUAUUUCUUCAGUGAUAACAUGAACAUCAAGUGAUACCAUACAGUAAAACUCUAUUUACAUAAAUUUUUAUGAUGUGUGAACAAUGACACAUUUCAACCUUUCAAAUUUCUGAGAAAUGGCUUUUCUGGUUGAAAGGAAGCAUUUUUUGUUUGCUUUUUUUUUAAAUAAUAAAAUUGGUUUUUGUCCCCCCUUAACAAAGGAAAUAAAAUUUGCAAUCUGCAACUUUUUUAGUUUGCAACAUAAACAAAAAUUGUAAUUCAUUAGUGGAAUUUACAGCCCAGUCUUUUAAUAUUUAAUGAUAAAUCAUCUUUAAAUUUUAAAAUAUUUUCCCAAUUUAUGUACAUGAGAAUUUUUUAAAUUUCUCAAAACAUGUACCCAUAACUUUGGUCAGUAUUAAUGGACAGUCUAUGCAGGUGAGUUGCUGUAAAAAAUUAUAAACAGUCAUGAUAAUUAGCAUACAUUAACAAAAUUACAUUGAAAAAAUGUUUUAAGCUGGUGCUUUUAUUAUAGAUGAUGCUGUUGUAGCCGUCUUGUGGCAAAAUAAACAAAUUUCUAAGCCUCAAUUAAAGGUAAAUGUUUGAUCGUUAAAUUGUUUUUAUUGCCACUAAGAUUACACUAUCUGAACAAUUUUUGCAGAGACCUGUGGAGUGAUGCUGCAGUAAUCUGUAGUAUUGUAAUACACAGGGGGUUAGGUCUAAUUUGUUAGCAAAUUAUAUUAGUUUGUAGUUAACUAAAUAAUAACGCCACUUUUUAAAGAUUUUAUUAUUGGUAUGGAAACAUAAAGAAUGCCGAUUUUAUACAAUCAUUUAUAUGUGUGUAUACAUACAUAUAUAUAAUGUAUAUAUAUAUAAUGUCUUAAGUGUUAACAACACACAUCACUCCCCAAUUAAAUGAAUGUUGUAAAAAGUUGUAGUGAUUCACAUUGUAGUAAUGCACUUUCUGCCAAUGUGUACAAGGUGUCAGCGUGUGUCUGUUAUUAUCAUCACCCUUUCUGAAAUCAAACCACUCAUUUUCAAGACACAUAAAUUUGUGCAUAUUCACUCAUUUUUUUGUAACAUGUUGUUAUGAAUACAUAUUUUUGUUAAGAAAAAAACUGAUGUUCCUAGUUAUGCUCUAUCGUAGCUUCAAAUAAAUCAUACCUACAUUGGUGCGUUUUUUUUUUCAACUUUUCUAAAACUUGAAUAGAAUUCGUUUAAUUUUUGGAAAAUUAUUUUUAAAAAAUUAUUUUUGAAAUUAUCAUAAUUGUUCAUUCCCUUUUGUUUUAUUAUGCAUAUUUUUUUGUUUUAUGAAUAUGUAUCAGAGCUGUACAGACAAUUGGAUAAUGUUUUAACCUACAAUGUUGUGUAUCUGGUCUAGGAUGUACCAUCCUCUGUGUUCACAGUUUCAAAUGUCAUAAUCCUGUUGUCAUUAUUUUUACACACACGGUUUUUAUUUAGUUGAUUCAUAUACAACAGUGGCCUUCACAAGUUUGUGUGUCAUGCUGUAAAAGCACAUCAAGAAGUUCUCUUGAUUUAGUUAUUAAAACUAUUGAAUAGAUGUUCAUUGAAUGAUGAUACGAUAAUACAUGUUGAAAUAAGGAGUGUACAAUUAAAGUGAUUAUUGAUG
This is a messenger RNA of Physella acuta, 6913 nucleotides long. RefSeq lists its product as uncharacterized. Gene Ontology annotation, biological process: regulation of cell cycle; regulation of mRNA splicing, via spliceosome. Gene Ontology annotation, molecular function: RNA binding. Lineage: Eukaryota; Metazoa; Mollusca; Gastropoda; Physidae. The record is from RefSeq and is a predicted model, not a curated record.